CCUUCUUCAUGCUUCAAUUGAUCUACAGUACUAACUCGUUGUUUCUGCUUUUACAACAUGUUCUUCAGCUUCUUUUCACUGGUCUUUUACUUGCUUCUCUCAAAAACGCUUGCUCUCUCUGCUCACGGUAUGGCCCGUUGUCAAUUUACUUCCCCUGAUGGCCAUGAUGCUGUUUUCCUGGAGCAAGUUUACAUAAACAAGCUGUUAAUGGGUCAGUACAACAGCACUACAGGAAAACUUGUUGGCUACACAGAAAGAAUGAAGGAACUUGCCGAUGACUUCAACAAAGACAAACAUUUUCUGGAUCAGCAAAAAAGAAAUGAAGAAAGGUAUAAAUCAGUCAUCCCAACUCUAUUUCAGGAGGCGCUGAAAUCUUUGAAGUUCAUCAAGCUUUACAUCAGGCUGACUUCAGUAAAAGACCCAGGGAGUGAACAUCCAGCCAUGUUAAGAUGCAGCGUCUACAACUUUUAUCCCAAACAAAUCAGAGUGACAUGGCUGAGGAACGAGAAAGAAGUGACAUCUGAUGUCACAUCCACUGAGGAGUUGUCCAAUGGGAACUGGCUUUACCAGAUACACUCCUACCUAGAGUACACACCCACAUUUGGAGAGAAGAUCACUUGUAUGGUGGAGCACAUCAGCCUCAUGGAGCCCAUACGUAAGAACUGGGAACCCUUGUCUGAGUCUGACUGGAAUAAGAUCUCAAUUGGAACAGCGGGGCUGCUGUUUGGUCUGGGCUUUACAACUGUUGGCCUCAUUUACUACAUGAAGAACACAAGAGGUCGACUGUUGGUGCCCACAGGUUGAGGCGUCCUGCAAUUGAGUUGUCAGCUUAUUAUUUAAUCAUAUGUUAAUCAUCCGCGUGUCUGUUUGUUUGUGAUAAUGUUUGCUUCAGAACUCAGCUGCAAAAAAGAGCUAGAGAGAUCCAACUCAGCAGUAAAGUUGACCACGGUGCACUCUGGUCAGUCAUAUAUGAGGUUAAAAAGUCAAAGUUUAAGGUCACAGGAUCAAGUAGUUUAAACAGCCUACUAUGCAGGUAUAAUAUGCAACUGUAAUAAAUUCAACAUACUUGUUCAUUUAAAUGUUGUUAUGUGUUUCUGUUUAUAAGGAGGUCAAUAUAUAUUGUGUGUGAUAUUGUAUUACUAAUAAUAUAUCUUAAUAAUAUAUCUUAAAUAAAGGGAAGUUGAGUCACAUUUUGGAGGUCUUUAGGGUCUUUGAGUGCAGUCCAGUUUAUGUAUAAUCUCAUAUUCAACUUCAACUUGAAAAUUUAACUUCACUUUGUCAUGAACAUCAGGUCUAAUGAAAUGAGAUCACACAUGAGGUGUGUGUAUCCAGGGACAAAACACACAGCAAAUUGUGACAAUACAUCUGAAACCAUCAUGUAGACUAUCUAACAAUCUAGAUAAUUUUCCACUUGACAAGGUGGUGAAGGAGGACAGUGCGCUGGGAUUCCCAUGUAUAAAGUAUGUAAAUAGAUUCAACAAAAGAUACACAACUAUCCACAACAAACUGUUCAUUGUCAUGUUAUGCCCUGUACCAACACAUGACCCAAGUGUUCAAGACCAGUGUUUAAACAAAACUGUG
Sphaeramia orbicularis (orbiculate cardinalfish) is the source of this 1581-nucleotide messenger RNA. RefSeq names its product rano class II histocompatibility antigen, A beta chain-like. Gene Ontology annotation, biological process: antigen processing and presentation; immune response. The record is from RefSeq and is a predicted model, not a curated record. The coding region runs from base 58 to 804 and encodes 248 amino acids. Lineage: Eukaryota; Metazoa; Chordata; Actinopteri; Kurtiformes; Apogonidae. Gene Ontology annotation, cellular component: MHC class II protein complex; membrane. The transcript has 5 exons.